This is a messenger RNA of Ipomoea triloba (trilobed morning glory), 2864 nucleotides long. RefSeq names its product pentatricopeptide repeat-containing protein At3g26540-like. The record is from RefSeq and is a predicted model, not a curated record. Lineage: Eukaryota; Viridiplantae; Streptophyta; Magnoliopsida; Solanales; Convolvulaceae. Gene Ontology annotation, molecular function: protein binding; RNA binding. Bases 395 to 2491 code for a protein of 698 amino acids. Gene Ontology annotation, biological process: RNA modification. The transcript is spliced from 3 exons.
AAAACCAAAUCACCUAAUUCCCUAAUUCUCUAGCUCUACUCGACUGCUCUCUGCCUCUUGCCCUCUCUACGACCUCCGACCAAAGACGAGUCAAAAGCGGCCGCCGAGGCGGCGACCAGCGACAGGCGACGCCGCUCCUCCGUUCUCUCGGUCUCGACUGCGAAGUGCGAACUCCAACGGCGACCUUCGCGCUGCCACUCCUGCCAGCUCCGGUCUCUCUCCCUCCGCUUCUCCGAACCCUAAAUCCUAAAUUCACUACGCUGCUGCUGCGACUCUCUGAGAGACCGAGACUGCCAGCGAACUGUCCGAGGAUCACGGGCUUCGGCGAGUGAGCACCGUCGACCAAGGAUCUAAUGGAUGAAAUUAUAGGAGUAUUAAUUAUUCUCUAUUUUACAUGGGCGCAAACAAGGCCUCAAUCUUGAAUCGUCUUCUCAACGUUAAGAUCGUUACCACUAAUCGCAUUGAACCACCGCGACAGGCUGAAGUUAAAGCGUUAACCACCACAAUCACCAAACACCUCCGCUCUGGCAGUCUUGGAAAGGCCGUCUCCGUCCUCUUUGCUGCCCCAUUCCCCUUUCCGACCGCUCUCUACGCUCAUCUCUUCAGAACUUGUGCCUCAAACAAAGCCGCUGUCGAGGUCCGGAAAGUGGAGUCCCACUUGGUCACCUUUUCCCCAAACCCGCCACUGUUUUUGCUCAAUAGAGCUAUUGAAGCUUACGGAAAAUGCACCUGCUUGAGGGAUGCCCAAGACUUGUUUGAUGAAUUGCCUCAACGAGACGGCGGGUCUUGGAAUGCGAUGAUUACUGCUUAUUCGCAAAAUGGGUAUGCCGAGAGCGUGUUGGGAAUGUUUCUGUGCAUGCGUAAGUCAGGGGUUUCUGCUAAUGAGAUCACAUUUGCAAGUGUUCUUGUGUCCUGUGCUUCUCUCUUGAAUGUUUGGAUUUUGAGACAAGUGCAUGCUCUCAUUGUGAAGUUUGGCUUCUCUGGAAAUGCAAUUCUGGAAACUUCACUCGUGGAUGUGUAUGGGAAAUGCAAGGAGAUGGAUGAUGCUAGGAGGAUGUUUGAUGAAAUUGAGAAUCCAAAUAAUGUUUCAUGGAAUGUAAUCAUCAGAAGGUAUCUUGACAUGGGUGUUGGAAAGGAUGUUGUGUCUCUGUUUUCAGAGUUGGUGAGGGCAAAUGUGGUGCCUCUGACAUUUACUGUAUCAAAUGCCCUUGUUGCCUGCUUGGCCAUUGGUGGGCUCACAGAAGGGCUUCAAAUUCACGGAUUUUCUAUUAAGAUUAAUGCUGAGAUGGAUAAGGUGGUUUCAAAUUCUCUUAUUGAUUUGUAUAGAAAAUUUGGAGAUUUGGUAAGUGCUCGAAGGAUUUUUGACUUAAUCUGUUCAAAAGAUUUGAUUCAUUGGACUUCGAUGUUGUCAGGGUAUGCAAUGAAUGGGAAAACAAGGGAGGCAAGGGACCUCUUCAACGAGAUGCCGGAAAAGACUGUGAUUUCAUGGAAUGCAAUGCUUGCAGGCUAUGUGCAUAAUAGUGAAUGGGAUGAAGCUUUACAGCUUAUCUUUCUGAUGUGCAAACAGACUAGGGACAUUGAUCAUGUUACUCUUGGAUUGGUCCUCAAUGUGUCUUCUGCCCUUUCAGAUAUUGGAUUGGCGAAACAGGUUCAUGGAUUCAUGUAUAGACAUGAACUCCACUCCAAUUUGUUUGUUGCCAAUGCGCUUCUUGAUAUGUAUGGAAAAUGUGGGUACUUGAGAUGGACAAGAGUAUGGUUUCGUGAAAUGAGUCGAUGGCGGGAUGCAAUUUCUUGGAAUGCUUUAUUAACUAGCUAUAAGUCCCAUAGGAUGGGCGAAACAGCAAUAGUGAAUUUCUCAGACAUGCUAGGAGGGACAAUACCAAGUAAGUAUACUUUUGGAACCCUCUUGGCUGCUUGUGCAAAUACUUCUGCUCUGAAACUAGGCAAACAAAUCCACGGAUACAUUAUUAGAAAUGAUUAUGAGAUGGAUAUUGUGAUUAAUGGAGCAUUGGUUAACAUGUACUCCAAAUGUGGUUGUGUUGGCUAUGCUCUCGAUAUUUUUGCCGCAACACCUCAAAAGGAUUUGGUUCUCUGGAACUCUUUGAUGCUGGGAUGUUAUCAUAAUAGGAGGAGUGACUAUGUGUUUGAAUUAUUCGAAUUAAUGAAGGAGAAGGGAAUUAGACCAGACAGUACUACGUUCCAAGCUAUAUUUCGUGUGUGCAUUCGUGAGGGUCAUGUACAGUUAGGUAGACAGUAUUUUGAUUUGAUGAGUGAUAAAUAUUGGAUUACCCCUAGGUUGGAGCAUUAUGAAUCCAUGAUUGAACUGUUUGGUCGGCAUGGAUACUUUGAUGAGCUUGAAGAUUUCAUUAAGAAGUUGCCGAUUUCUCCCACCAUACAGAUGUUAGAGAGAGUUGUUCACUUCUGUAGAGAGCAAAGGAAACUCAAGUUGGGAAGUUGGGCUAUUAAUCAACUUAAGCAGCUCUCACUUUAAAAAUUAUACUAUUUUGUUAGUCUCCCACAGGUUGGACUUGUCAUAUAGGCUGACCAACUUAUUUUUAAAAAUUCCAUUAUAGACUUUUAGACUUUAGCACUAACUAUAUGUGUACAUUAUAUAAUAGGUGUAAUAGAUUAUUAUACGUACCUUCGGUUAACAUUUUAAAGAGUAAAUACCCAAAAUGGUCCCUCGACUAUAGCAUAAUUCACAAAUUGGUCUCGACUUAUGAUUUUAACCAAUAACAUCCAUGACUUUCCAAUUUUUACCCAAUGUAGUCCUCCGUUAAUGAGCCCGUCAACUCGCCGUGAAACACAAGGGCAGUCACGUAAUUUCACAUAUACUCUAAGCAAUCUCGCCGUGAGCACGAAAA